CUGACAUCUCCUGACUCGUCCCUGCCGAACCUCACAACAAUCAAAGUACAUUCAAGACAUUGAACCAUCAUGUCUCCAAGCGCCCAAGCACCGCCAACCAUAAUCUCCGCCUCGCAAACCCCAGAAGAAGAGCGCAACAUCACCACCGCAAAACAAUACAUGACCAUCGCCUACUCCCCGACCGAGAACCACGGCGCCGAGUCCGUCCGCCACCUCUGCCACCCAGACAGCUGGUUCUGGAGCCCCUCCACCUUCCCGGGCUGUUCCACCCCGAUGGACUACGCCGACUCGCACGCCACCGUCAUGAAGUCGGUCAACGACCUGCACAUUGUGCGGUACGACCAAGCCUGGGCCAAGGACGGCCACGUCCUGCUGCGGUACACCGCCGAGGGGUCGCAUGCGGGGGCGCCGUACAAGGGAAUUGAGAGGUCCGAUCCCCCCAAGCGGGCGCAGUGGAGCGCGGCGGCCAUCUUUGAGAUCAGCGACGGGAAGGUCAAGAGCUUCACGAAGGAUUGGGAUCAGAAGGUUAUGCAGAUUCAACUAGGUUGGGCGCCGGUGAAGGAGUCGGAGGAUCCGCGGUGGAAGGCGGAGAUUCUGGCAAAUGCUGAGAAGGGGCGGCAGGCGAAGUAG
Messenger RNA from Aspergillus japonicus CBS 114.51, 630 nucleotides. RefSeq lists its product as uncharacterized. Lineage: Eukaryota; Fungi; Ascomycota; Eurotiomycetes; Eurotiales; Aspergillaceae. The record is from RefSeq and is a predicted model, not a curated record. The transcript is spliced from 3 exons. The coding region runs from base 70 to 630 and encodes 186 amino acids.